AUGGCCAAAGACGAUCACUUGAGACAGGGUGCUACAGUAGGAGUAGCAGUUUCUGUCACAGCUGGUUCUGUGAGUGGUAUGGUUGCUAGAGCUGUCACGGCUCCCUUAGAUGUGAUCAAGAUCCGGCUGCAAUUAGAAUCCUACUACAACUCUCAUGCUAAGGUUCCCCAGUAUAAUGGGAUAAUACCAACUUUGAAAAAAAUAAUUGCGACAGAAGGGGGAAUUAAGCGUCUGUGGAAGGGUAACAUACCAGCUGAGAUCAUGUACAUGUUAUAUGGAGCAACUCAAUUCACCUGCUAUUCUACAGUGAAUACGUUUUUGACGCAGACAGAGAAUCGUCACAACUUCAAAGUACCCGUUUCCCUUCACUCACUGAUUUUGGGAUCUGUCUCUGGGGUUUUCAGUACGUUGGUGUCUUAUCCGUUUGAUGUACUUCGUACAAGGCUGGCUUCCAAUCGAUCGAAACACUUUGCCUCCAUGUUUGGUUGUUCCAUUGACAUGUUGAAACACGAAGGCAUCAAAUCAUUUUAUUCGGGUAUAGGAACAGCAGUCAGUGGUGUUUCCCUCUCCAUGGGGUUGACGUUCUUUGCCUAUGAAUUCCUUAGAAAUUUAGACUCUCAUUACGAUGAGCUUGCAUUCAUUGAACCGAUAUCUGGGUUCAUGGCUGGUAUAAUUGCCAAAUCCAGUACUUUUCCAUUGGAUUUAAUACGGAGAAGAUUACAAGUGCACAGAAAGUGGCUCGGGCAUGAAAGAGAAACAUUCAUGACCAUUUCAAAGAAAAUAUUUAUUAGAGAAGGUUUACGGGGCUUCUAUUCGGGUCUAACACCAGCCCUAUUGAAAACCGCACCUACUACUGCAAUUAGCAUUUGGACUUACGAAUACGUUGUAAGAGGCUUAGAGAAAGCUCAAGCUUUUGGUUAA
This is a messenger RNA of Komagataella phaffii GS115, 921 nucleotides long. Its product is annotated as Mitochondrial membrane transporter. Gene Ontology annotation, biological process: thiamine pyrophosphate transmembrane transport. The record is from RefSeq and is a predicted model, not a curated record. Lineage: Eukaryota; Fungi; Ascomycota; Pichiomycetes; Pichiales; Pichiaceae. Gene Ontology annotation, cellular component: mitochondrial inner membrane. The transcript has a single exon. Bases 1 to 921 code for a protein of 306 amino acids. Gene Ontology annotation, molecular function: thiamine transmembrane transporter activity.